AUGGGCGUGCUACAACCUCGUGGUCGACGCGACUCGCGCGCAUCGGCUCUUUCACGUCGCAAUUGGGGGUUGGACCAAGACCUCUCCAUCCCACCGGAGUCCCUAGUGGAACAAGCAAACCUGGGCAGCUCGCCCGGCGCUGGGCUGGACGCUUCGAGCUAUACUGGAUCUAGCUUGAGGACCCCCAGUCGCUCAUUUUACCACCGCUCAUUGAACGUUCCUGCAGACCCGGCUCAUUAUGCAUCCGACGGCCUACGAGAGCAAACUGCGGAGCUUGCAACCUACGGCCUGUCACUCAACAAAAAGCCGUUGUCUGGCAGAACCAGUCUCCCGCCUGGGCUCGAUGUAUUUCAGGGCCGCCAAUCCUCGACCUCACACGAGGAAAUCGCCAGCUCUCAUCCACCGGUGGGAGGGCGCUCAUUGGAAUUAAGAUCCGGCCCUGCCGAUUCUGCUGUUGCCUCCUCCGCUCUGACAGCGAUGAUCCUCCGUCCCUCUGCGGACUCGGCCGAGGAUGACACUAAGCCCGCUGUCUCGGGAGAUUCCCCCCCGAACCCAUACUUGCCGACUUUCCAAGACGAGCCCCAUUCCCGAGACACCGAGCGGACUUCCCUGCCAGGCAAGACUCGCUCCAGGUCACCACUCCGUUAUGGCGCUGUGGAGGACAUUGAGAACCAGGGUAGAUGCCCCGCCCGGGCAGUCAAUGCAUCUUCACAGGGACUGUCCAAGGUGGCAAGAUGCUCUCGGAUCGUGGCCAACCCCAAAGCUUGGGAUAGGCGAGCCAUAUGGAAUGAAGGAGUAGUUCAACCCGUCAGUUUACUCCCAGCAGUGAUGCUUGGACUUUUGCUUAACAUCCUCGAUGCCCUCUCUUACGGAAUGAUCUUGUUCCCCCUGGGAGAGCCAUUAUUUGCCCACCUGGGCGCAGAUGGCAUCUCCAUGUUUUACGUCAGUACUAUUAUCUCUCAGGUUGUAUUCUCCUGUGGAGGGUCCAUCUUCAAAGGUGGCAUUGGAAGUGAAAUGAUCGAAGUCGUCCCCUUCUUCCACCAGAUGGCCUUCGCCAUCAUGAAUCGAGUGGUCAGUUCCGUCCUGACCGGUCUGGUAUUCUUCCUUAUGGGCGUAUGCGGGCUGGGCUCGUUGAUUGGAUUCUUUCCUCGUCACAUCCUGAUCGGCUGCAUUGGUGGUGUUGGCUACUUCCUUAUUCAAACUGGAGUCGAAGUCUCCGCGAGAUUGCCCGGCUCACUGGAGUACAAUAUGUAUACUCUCCAGAAGCUCUUCCAGCUCGAUACUUUCCCUCUCUGGAUUAUACCCCUGGUACUUGCUGUCAGUCUUCUUGUGCUGAAGCGCUUCAUUCGGUCGAAUUUCCUUGUCGGCGCUUACUUCAUUGGUGUCGCUGUGGCUUUCUACAUCAUCGUACUUAGUGCGAGUAUUUCCAUGGAUACUUUGCACCACAAGGGCUGGGUGUUUGAUGCCCCAUCGUCUAAUAACCCUUGGUAUCACUUCUACUCCCUUUAUGAUUUCUCUGCGGUUAAUUGGUCGGCCUUUGCUGAUACCAUCCCGGCGAUGUUCGCAUUGACUUUCUUCGGUGUGCUUCAUGUCCCGAUCAAUGUUCCUGCUCUCGGUAUCUCCACUGGAGAAGACAACCUCAAUGUGGAUAGAGAGUUGGUCGCACAUGGCGUGACUAACGCCCUCUCCGGAUUCAUGGGUAGCAUCCAGAACUACCUUGUGUACACGAACAGUCUUUUGUUCAUUGCCAGCGGUGGAGAAUCGCGCUUGGCUGGUCUCAUGCUAGCCGCCGCUACAGCUGGAGUUAUGGUCAUCGGCCCUGUCAUCAUCGGAUACAUCCCGGUAAUGGUUGUCGGGGCUCUAAUCUUCCUGCUUGGCAUUGAAUUGUUGCAAGAGGCUCUAGUGGAUACAUGGGGAAAGCUUAGUCGGCUCGAAUAUCUGACAGUGCUCAUCAUCGUUGUCACGAUGGGUGCAUGGGAUUUUGUGACGGGUAUUUUGGUCGGCAUCAUCCUUGCAUGCGUGAACUUCGUGGUCCAAACAUCUCGCAAGUCUGCCAUUCGAGCCACGUUCUCUGGCGAGAUUGCGGGGUCAACGCAAACUCUCAUCAUGAAGCUUGGUGGUUACCUGUUCUUUGGCACAAUUGUAAGUGUUGAGAACACCAUGCGCGGACUGAUCGAAGACGAGGCAUUCAAUCGACAACCCAUCCGAUUCCUGAUCCUGGAUUUUUCCCGGGUCUACGGAUUAGACUUCUCUGCCGCCGAGGCCUUCACUCGUAUUAACCGCAUUCUCCGCAAGCGCAACGUGCAAACCACCAUCUCAGGUCUGAACGUCGAAGGUGACGUUGGCAAGAGCCUAGAAAAUGUUGGCCUCUUCGAGCCAGACUCCGGCGUCCCCAUCUUCGAGGACCUUAACUCAGCCCUCGAAUUUUGUGAGAACGACUAUCUCAAAGUAUUUUACGGCCGGCAAGAAGCACUUGGUCGCAAGUCCAUCGACUCGAAUGCCAGCACCCAUCUCCAACCUUCCGUCCCCGUCCCGAACAGGCGCUCACGGCCACCAAUCCAGUCUAUCGGAAAACAUAGUCGGCUCGCCGCGACGUCAACACCUCCAACGCCCUGGUCCGCCAUGCGCCAACCUCUCCCUCUCCUCCUCCAAACCUUCCAAGGCCUAUCAUCCCAGAACGAAGAUUUCUGGUUUCCCGCCUGCGCCUUCUUUUCUCGCGAAUUCUACCCCGCAAAUACAGUACUCUAUCACGAAGGCGACAUUCCCCGCGCCUUCUACCUCCUUGAAUCAGGCAUGCUACGCUGCGAAUACGAUCUCCCGCAGGGCCGCUACUUCGAGCUUGUCGUCGCUGGUCGACCUUGUGGAGAACUGCCUUUCUUCAGCGAGACGCGCCGAACGGCAACGGUGAAAGCGGAGCAUGAUUGUGUUGCGUGGUGUCUUAUUGAUGAGAAGUGGAAGGAGCUCCAGGAGCAGCACCCCGAGUUGCGAGGGAGUUGUUGA
This is a messenger RNA of Penicillium maclennaniae, 3000 nucleotides long. RefSeq names its product sulfate transporter family protein. The record is from RefSeq and is a predicted model, not a curated record. Bases 1 to 3000 code for a protein of 999 amino acids. NCBI's taxonomy places the organism in Eukaryota, Fungi, Ascomycota, Eurotiomycetes, Eurotiales, Aspergillaceae. Gene Ontology annotation, cellular component: membrane. The transcript is spliced from 6 exons.